Molecule: messenger RNA, 1326 nt
Organism: Penicillium bovifimosum
Lineage: Eukaryota; Fungi; Ascomycota; Eurotiomycetes; Eurotiales; Aspergillaceae
Product: co-chaperone SGT1
Exons: 2
Coding region: 1-1326 (441 amino acids)
Biological process (GO): protein stabilization
Molecular function (GO): protein-folding chaperone binding
Source: RefSeq, a predicted model, not a curated record
AUGAACGCUGCAGCCGCUGGAGACAAGGCCUCCGCCGAGUCCAACUACCCACUCGCCAUCCAACACUACACCCGCGCAUUGAGCGAGCUUCCCCGCGCCCCGGCCUACUAUAUCUCCCGCUCAACCGCCUACUCGCGCGUCAAGCCCGCAGAUGGCGGACCGAACUACACAGCCGCACUCAAAGAUGCCGAAACCGCUCUGCAGCUCGCCCGAGAGCGCGGAAACCGCGAGAUGAUGCUUUCCGCCCAGAUGCGCCGCGCCGUGACGCUCUUCCAGCUCGAGAGGUUUGGAGAUGCGGCGUUUUUGUUUGAUAUCAUUGCGGAAAAGUCUAAGAGCACGAAUGAUCCACAGAACAAAUCGGAUCAGGUUCAGGCUGCUAUGGGGGGCUCGGCCCUUGCCUCGGCGGGCUUGAAGAACAAUUACAGUAGCCAUUUGCCGAUCUGGACGGCUAAGGUCCAGCGAAAGCUGAAUGAGCUCGGGAAGGACGAUCCUAAGUUUGCUGUAUCUGUUGCUGAGGUUCCGGAUGAGACUCAUGUUCCGACUGCGGAGGAAAUGAAGGCUGAGUGGAACGCUCUCACUGGAAAUGCGCCGAAGGCUCAGACAGUCUCUGCUCCGUCUAGUUCUUCUGCUUCGCACAAUAAAGAUGCAAAGGCUAGUACUCCGGCUACUUCUGCCCCCGCUGCUUCCGCUCCGGCUGCCUCCGCUCCGGCGAAGCCACGCCAUGAGUGGUAUCAGUCCCAGGACUCUGUCGUUGUGACGCUUUACGUCAAGGGAAUUGCGAAGGACAGCGUCGCAGUUGACCUGAAAGAAACUUCGGCUUCGCUGCAAUUCCCCCUCCCAUCUGGUUCAGAAUACGACUUCACCCUUGACCCGCUGCAUGCAAACAUUAUCCCCUCGGAGUCCAAGGUGGCAGUUAUGAGCACCAAGAUUGAAGUCACUCUGCGAAAGAAGACAGCAGGCCAGAAGUGGAACAAACUCGAAAGCUCAGGCACUGCUCCUACCACGACCACCGACCGUCCCGCGGCGCCAAAGGCCCCAGCUCCUGCGGUGCCUUCGUACCCGACCUCAUCUCGUCACGGCGCCAAGGACUGGGACAAACUUGCGUCCUCGCUCGCUGACAAGAAAGGAAAGGGCAGUGGAACUGUGGAUGAUUUAUCGGACGAGGAAGGCGAUGCCGUCGAUGGAUUCUUCAAGAAGCUGUACGCCAACGCAGAUCCGGAAACGCGCCGGGCUAUGAUCAAAAGCUAUACCGAAAGCCAGGGAACCUCGCUGAGCACGAACUGGUCUGAGGUUGCUAAGGGAAAGGUGGAGCCUCACCCGAACUGA